GCCCGUGUCAGUCGCUAACAGUUGCGAGUGCGGUGUGGAGGUAUAUCGUGUUUCACGUUGAAUACUUGAAGAACUCGAUGUUCAUAUUGAAGCUUUUCCAAAAGUAGUACACUAUAGGGAAAAGUAGUUCCUUUCGUGUAGUCGCAUUCCGCUUUAGCGUACUCAGCUACCGCAUCCUUCACGGAUGAAAUACCAACAACAAGUCUUCGGUGAAUAAGUUUUUUCUUCUUCAUUUUAUCUCCUGGCUGAGAGGCAUCGUUCGGGCAGGCGAUACAGAUAAAUUUGUCCCAAGGUUUUUUGAAACCAUAUAUUCACAAAAGCAGUGCGCUAUAACCUUGACUUCUAUAAGUAGGCUUGUGUCAGUGAAAUAGUGUUAGUUGAUGAUAGAUAAUCAUCAUCGAAUUUAUACAAUCGUUAUAGCUGCUGAUUCGAGACAUACCUUUGUGUCAUUAAAGUGUGGGUGAAUAUCUAAAAUAAUCCAUAAUUUGAUAAUAAUUCUGAACCAAGUAUAAUAGUUAUGAUAGACUUGCUAAGUAUUACCAUCUGCAAACAGCAAGCCAAUGACAGUUCGUGAAUGUCAAGCGAUCGAGUUAACCAGUUCAACAGCACGCGUGUGAGGGAGAACGAUAGAAAUAUUAACUACGGAAGAACCUUGGAAUCUCGCAAGCUGCCGUGUACAGAUGUGCAUGAGAGCGUACCAGUGUUAGUGAACCAACGUGUACGUUUGCAUACUACAUACACCUAUACAUACACACACAGACUUGAACGGUGUUCAUGGAUUGAUAUAUAUUUUCUUGGUCAAACCAUUGCAUGUAUUGUUCCAUACUGUUGCAUUGAGUUCAACCGCGUAUAGUGCAAGAUAAACGCAGAUGUACUUGAAAUGUUAACAAAAAUAUUAUGAUAUAGUCUGAAAACUGAACGCAGCCAUGAAUUAUGCUUUAUCGUGCCAGAAUCGUCAGCGUCAAUGAUAGGGCCUUCGGACAACCGAGUUUGCGUGUGAACGUGUUUUCGCGUAUGGAUUAUUCUGUAGCAAUGACAAGUAGUCUGUAUAUUUAACGUGUUGCUCAAAGUUACUACUGCCAAAAACGGCAGAAAGGAUAAUAUUGAUUUGAAAUUGCAGUUACGAUUGAUCCGUAUCAUCGUUGGUCAAGUAAGCGCAGAAGGACGGAAGCCUCAUAAAAGGUUUUUCCUUGGUGCUGCAACGUGGUGUAUACAGCUCGUUUUUUUUUUCAUUUUGGAUACAAGUCAGCAACCACCCAAGAAAAGAGAAAAGAGAGAAGAUUUGGAAAUUGUAUUCAUGAAAGUGAAGGCAGAGUGUAACGAAGCGAAGAAAAGUUUAUUCAAAGUAGAAGUGAAAUUUAAUUAACCACAACCACCGCUGUCUGGCAAGAAAAAUAUUGAAAGGUUAAAAUAAGUAAAAACAAAAGAAAAAUACUCAAAUGUACAAACACAUCGGAAAAUAAACCUUCGUUGCUGAGCACUUAAGUGGCACAUACAAGCAAAUGACUCAAGAGUAAAUUAAUUUGAGAGGCACGUUGAUGGAUAAAAGUCACGUCUGCCGAAGCGCCAGUGUCUAACUACAAAAUAAAACACGUUUUCACAGUCACAGAAAACAAAGCAACGACAAUCUUGUUUGUGUUUCGCUUACAGUGUUGCAAGCAAAACUCCCCAGUUGAUUAACAACAGCUCAGAAUUGCUACGCUGUGCAAAUCCAAGUGUGCCUAGCACGCUAGGAGUGGCAUUUCUCGUGACAUUUUCGCUGCACUUUCUUCCGGGCAUCGCGUUUCAAUCAAAUUAGCCACCGUGGAUACCAUAGCGUUGCCUGGCGGAUUGUCUCAUGUCAGGAUGGCUCUAGCGAGAUUGCCGGUAGUGAGUGACUGUCCGGCAGGACAAACGGCUAGAGUCACCUCCAACCUGCACUCUUCCAGUAGCACAAUGGCAGUCAGCCGAGUGCCGUCACCUCCCCUACCAGAGGUCAACACACCGGUUGCAGAAAACUGGUGUUAUACUCAGGUCAAAGUCGUUAAGUUCAGCUACAUGUGGACCAUCAACAACUUCAGCUUCUGCCGGGAAGAGAUGGGGGAAGUGCUAAAGUCCUCCACAUUCUCCGCCGGUGCUAACGACAAACUCAAAUGGUGUUUGCGCGUGAAUCCUAAGGGUCUGGACGAGGAGAGUAAAGACUACCUGUCCCUCUACCUGCUACUCGUAUCCUGCAACAAAUCCGAAGUGCGGGCAAAAUUCAAAUUCUCGAUAUUGAACGCAAAGCGGGAAGAAACAAAAGCGAUGGAAUCCCAGCGGGCGUACCGGUUUGUGCAGGGCAAAGACUGGGGCUUCAAGAAGUUCAUACGGCGAGACUUUCUGCUGGAUGAAGCGAACGGUUUGCUGCCCGAGGACAAGCUCACGAUAUUCUGCGAGGUUAGUGUAGUCGCGGACAGCGUCAACAUUUCCGGUCAGAGCAAUAUUAUUCAAUUCAAAGUGCCAGAAUGUAAACUAUCAGAGGAUCUGGGGAUUCUGUUCGACAAUGAAAAGUUCAGCGAUGUGACGCUGGCGGUGGGUGGACGAGAGUUCCAGGCACAUAAAGCAAUUCUAGCGGCGCGCAGCCCUGUGUUUGCGGCGAUGUUCGAGCAUGAGAUGGAGGAGCGCAAACAGAACCGUGUGGCAAUCACCGACGUUGACCACGAAGUAUUAAAGGAGAUGCUCCGGUUUAUCUACACAGGCAAGGCUCCCAAUCUGGACAAGAUGGCGGACGAUCUGCUCGCGGCGGCCGACAAAUACGCCCUCGAGAAACUGAAAGUGAUGUGUGAGGAAGCGCUCUGUGUUAAUCUGUCGGUGGAAACCGCCGCCGAAACCUUGAUUCUCGCCGACCUGCACAGCGCCGAUCAGCUGAAGGCGCAAACGAUAGACUUCAUCAACACCAGCCAUGCGACGGAUGUGAUGGAUACCGUUGGCUGGAAGAAUAUGGUGACAACACACCCACAUCUGAUAAACGAAGCAUUUCGUGCUCUAGCAACGCAGCAGAUACCACCGAUCGGUCCCCCUCGUAAGCGGGUCAAAAUGAGCUGAAAUAAGAUGUUGACAUCCGUGCAGUCCGUGAUGUCAACGUCGCCGUCACCACCAGCAAUCAUCACUACUACUAAUACUACUACGACCACGUCACCAUCGUCAACAUCUUCUUCAUCGUCAACCACAUGUUUACUAUCAUCAUUAACAACAACCACCAAAACUAAUACAACCAAUGCUACUGGACAAAAUCAAUUGACACCAUCAUCGGCUGCGUCCUCACCGACCGGUUCGACAGACGGGGCAGCAGCAUCGAUCACAGCACAUUUGAUGCAGCACCAGCAUCAGAAUUCAUCAUCGCGGAAGCUGAAUCAAGCAGUUAACUCCGAGCACCACCCUUUAACGCCAAUCGGUUCAACGCUGUUGUCAUCCUCACCUACCUCUUUUGCAUCCUCAUCAUCGUCCUUGCUGAUUAAUCAUCUCACUAGCACCACCUCCGGAUCGAACGGUCCUUCAUGCAGUGCUGAUGGAAUGCUAAAGCAACAGAUUGUAUGCUAUGAUACUAACAAAAUGCCAACUACCGUAACAGCACAGGCUUUAUGCAACGGCGAAAAAAAGCAGGUAAAGUCUUGCAUUUCCCCAUCGUCAGUGGUCAAUGUGAACGAUAUAGCAGCGGGUUUGGCCAGUGCAGUUGCAGCAGCUGUCGCAGACGCAGUAACCGUCGCGACCAUUGGUCGCAAUCUGAACCUUAAUUUGAACAGUUACUCCCAGCUUCGACAGCAGCUAGAAAUGCAUAAUGGUAAUAUUCCGGUCACUCGCAAAAACGGCAAUAACUGCGCAUCGUCUCCGAAAGCGUUACCGGUAGCAACAGGCAGCCAAUUGAAGCAAUUUCUGUGUAGCACGCCAACGAAUUCAAAUGACAGCGUCACUAACAAUCAGCAACACCAUUCCCAGCAGUAUCAACAGCGUCGAGGAGCAGCGGGUUCUGCAAUGGACGGAAUCGAUAGCAGCAACACUCGUAAAUGUGUGCCAGCAGCGACAUCCAAUAUUUGUCUUCAGUAAGAACCGGAACAGCGGUUGAAAUUCGAUUCGCAAAUCACCAACCGACCGGACGCAAAGUAGUGCAACUUAAAUCCAUCACUCCCCCAUACUUGAAUGGAAGAACAAACAAGAAAAAGCAGUUCUUUGCUUAAAAAAUCUAGUUUCAAGUUAGUCUCUCGUUAGUAGCAUUCUCUUAAUGGUAGCGCAUAUGUAUCGAUAAUAAGCAAAUCACGUGAGUAACAGAAGUAAAAGCAAGUAUGUAACAAACGCAGAAGAUUAAAGGAGUAGCAGCAGCAAUCAUAUUUGGAUGAGAGGCUUAAGCUGUUGGAAACUGAUUAAUUUUGUUUUUGUUUAAAUUUUCCUGCAAGGAAAAAAAAUGUUUUGGCUUUUCCGAUGGCAAAGCAAGAAGCACACAAACAAACAAAAAAUCAGACUAUAAAGUAGUAUGUUUUCUCCCGAGUUUUCUUCUCAAAUCGAAACACUUUUCUCUUUUGGGCACGAGUGCGCACGCGUUUGUGGAGUUUUAGGAAGAACCACUGCAAACUAGCAGACCAAUGGCAUAGCUCAACGCAGCGCACUUUGCUUAAUCGAGGGGAGUGAAAUCAUUUUAAUUCAAAUAAAUUAAAUUAAUUUAUACAAUGUGAUAUUUUUUGUCUAUAUAUGUUAGCUAAUGUAAUAUAAAUAUUAAUGCAAAAACAAACGACAAGAAAACAAUUCAGAGAGGAGAAAACCGCAACGUUCGAGGACAUCCGCGGAGAAAGCAUUAAAAUGAGUCCAUCUCUUUUUCUUUUUUUUAUCGAUUUUGACAAAAAGUAUCUAAUAUCAUAUUGAGCAGUAACAUAAACUAUCUGGAAAUGAGAAUAACUAUUAGAAGAGCACACACAAAAGUUGCCCAAAAUUAUUUAAGUUGACACAUUUUCUGAGUUUUUACUUUAUUUCAUUCUCUGUUUCUAUACACCUACCUUCAAUUCUACUACCAUUCAUGUAAAAAGCUUAGUUUUAACAAGUAAACUUUGUUUAGUUGCAAGCUAAAUUAAAAAGAGCACCUCUAAAAUUAUAAGAGUUGGGUUCGUUCUUGUCAAGUUCUUUAUUUUACGAUCGACUACACUUAGGUAUUUUUAGUUAUCCCCAUCCAAGAUAGGUGUUCAAUUGCAAAUAAAUCAACGUGGAAAAAGCAUACAAACAACAACAAAAAAAACCCUGGCUAUAUCGUUGAAUGUAGUUAUUCGUUUUAGUCGCUACUUUUUAACAAAAAAAAAAAAAACAAACAUGGUAGAUAAGAAAGCAAGAACAGCAAACAAACCUGCAAAAAAUGAAGAGAUUUUUGCAUCGAUGGAAUAUCUAAGCCGGGGGUAGACAGAUGAAUCACUGAAUUUAUUCAAUUCCGAAAAUAAAAUAGUAUGGAAACCCCUUUAAACUGGAAGUUCUAGCAGCAGCAGAUGAAAAGGUUGACAGCAACAAAGAAAGAAAAAAACUAAGAAUUGAUAUAAAGGCUAAAACGAUAAACAAAUAAAUUUAGUAGCUUCAUAUGUGAUUAUAACUCUAUGAAUAACUAUUUCAAAAUACCGUAACAAUAAAAGAGACAGUUGAAAAUCUUA
This is a messenger RNA of Wyeomyia smithii (pitcher-plant mosquito), 5639 nucleotides long. RefSeq names its product protein roadkill (gene rdx). The transcript has 7 exons. Gene Ontology annotation, molecular function: ubiquitin protein ligase binding. Bases 1846 to 3063 code for a protein of 405 amino acids. The record is from RefSeq and is a predicted model, not a curated record. Gene Ontology annotation, cellular component: nucleus; cytoplasm. Gene Ontology annotation, biological process: proteasome-mediated ubiquitin-dependent protein catabolic process; regulation of proteolysis. Lineage: Eukaryota; Metazoa; Arthropoda; Insecta; Diptera; Culicidae.